UGACCAUAAAACUUUAUUGACUUAAUUGGGAUUGUUGCGUCAUCACAAGAGUCUCAAAUUCUAAACGAGGACCGCUUACCGUCUCGUCUUCUCUUUCUCUGCGGCAGCCAAAGGCUUUGAAUGGCGAACAAUCCGUCGCAGCUACUCCCCUCAGAGUUGAUCGACCGGUGCAUAGGGUCGAAGAUAUGGGUGAUCAUGAAGGGCGACAAGGAGCUCGUCGGAACUCUCAGGGGUUUCGAUGUCUACGUCAACAUGGUUCUUGAAGACGUCACUGAAUACGAGAUUACUGCCGAAGGAAGAAGGAUAACCAAGCUUGAUCAGAUUUUACUCAACGGAAACAACAUUGCCAUUCUGGUCCCAGGUGGCUCCCCUGAAUCAGAGUAAUAGAGCAAGGAAAGUCAACAAUCUAGCAGUUGAAGUUUUGCCAUGGAGACCCAGCUUUUUGUUGUUGCUAGGUGACAUGGUUGUAGGACGUGUUAGGGAACUUGUAUGAUGGAUGGGUUAUGUUUCUUCUGAAUUCUAGUUGCUCUGAGUGGUUUAAAUGCACUGAUAAUGUAAUUUGGAUAUAAACUUUAAUUUUUCUGAUGUGUAAUGGAAGUUUAACGGUUCAGUUGCACUAAUAUAUGCUCAUUGUAGACUGAA
Molecule: messenger RNA, 642 nt
Organism: Rosa rugosa (rugosa rose)
Lineage: Eukaryota; Viridiplantae; Streptophyta; Magnoliopsida; Rosales; Rosaceae
Product: sm-like protein LSM5
Exons: 4
Coding region: 121-384 (87 amino acids)
Biological process (GO): mRNA splicing, via spliceosome
Cellular component (GO): U4/U6 x U5 tri-snRNP complex; Lsm1-7-Pat1 complex; U6 snRNP
Molecular function (GO): RNA binding
Source: RefSeq, a predicted model, not a curated record